AUGGACCAUGUAUACAAGAGCCAGCUACAAUCAUAUGCGCUGAAACAGAAUAUGGAACUACCGUCUUACGCAGCGGAGAGACAAGGGCCUGCUCAUGCUCCUCUUUUCCGUUGUAAAGUGACAGGAGUUGAUGUUGCAUACAAGAACCUGUUACAAGAAAUUGCUCAGAAAGACAAUUCUCUUCUACCUGUUUAUGCAACUGCUACUUCUGGUCCAUCGCAUUCGCCUGUUUUCACCUCUACUGUUGAGUUUGGUGGGAAGGUUUUCAGAGGAGAAGAAGCAAAAACCAAAAAGCUGGCCGAAAUGAGUGCCGCAAAAGUGGCAUUCAUGAGUCUCAAACAUGGGCAGCCGAACCAGACCUCGUCACCUUCUUCGCCUUGUGAGAGACAAGAAGCUGCAAAUUCAAAGAGUGUACAAGCGACCCCUUCACAACCUUCCAAGAUGGUGACCCCUGAUGUCCCAUCAAAGUGGAUUGAGGUUUACCAAGAUGAAGCUCUUGAUGCACCAGCCAAUAGUGUUAAGGAGGUAAACAGUACUGCUUUGCCUGUGGCUACUCAUCCUACGAACGAUGCUUCUCUGACUGCACCAGCUACUAAAGAUGUGGAGAUGACUGCUUAUUCGGCUAUGCCUCAGAAUCCGGUAAACGAUGGUAAAGGAACAUCAUCAUCAUCAUCAUCAUCAUCAUGUGUAGAAGAUGGUGAGAAGCAGCUCAUAAUGGGAAGUGGCCACCAGAGUAUACCAAGUGGGCAACAUGUAGUGUGUCGUCCAUGGAACCCCGAGAUGACUCUUCCUCAAGACGCGGAGAUGCUCUUUAGGGAUGAUAGAUUCAUUGCUUAUCGUCUCGUGAAGCCCUAA
Molecule: messenger RNA, 855 nt
Organism: Thlaspi arvense
Lineage: Eukaryota; Viridiplantae; Streptophyta; Magnoliopsida; Brassicales; Brassicaceae
Source: the annotation of a GenBank genome assembly